Messenger RNA from Dibothriocephalus latus, 453 nucleotides. The record is from the annotation of a GenBank genome assembly. Lineage: Eukaryota; Metazoa; Platyhelminthes; Cestoda; Diphyllobothriidea; Diphyllobothriidae.
AUGAUACUGGACCUCGGCCUUCUUCUCGGCUGGUUCGCUGCAGUGAGUUUCUACACGAACAUAGAGCGUUCGCACGCAGCUACGUUUGUGCUAGACAGGAUGGUUGCUGAGGUAACUCAGGAUGCGAGAGGUAUUCCUGUUAACUGUGAUUUUGAGUACCCCGACGUCUUUUCUGCACACCAGCACGUCGAGGAACGGCAACUGGCAAUUUUUUUCUUCCUCGAUCGUGAACUGGAUGUCGGGGAAGAUCGAGUUCAGAUUCGCUGUGAAAUCCCCAAUGUCGUCUCGACGAAUGAUGACAAACGUGUCAUCAACAUACCAAACCCACAAUCUUGGUCGAUAAUGUUCGAAAGCCAGUGCCUCCAGUCGUUGGCGCGGCUUUCGAAUUUAAGCCACCCAUUUUUUUGCUCUCCAUUCACGUGGGAAUUUAUUAUCCUAUACCAUCAGCUCUAA